AUGGCAGCCUUAGUAGGGGGGGGUAACUCCCCCAAAGCUGCUGCGCAGCGGCACUUAGCUCCGCUGUCUUUGCCCUCAUCUGCUGCAGCAGAUUGUCCAGCUGCUGCUCUACCUUUGCUGCGUAGACAUUUGCUGCUGCAGUGCAGCAGCGGCAGCCGUAAGGGAGAGCUGCAUGCGCUGCCGCACGAUGCUCCGCUUGCUGCUGCUGCUGCUGCUGCUAUUGCUGCAGCACCAGCAGCUUCAGAGCAUCCCGAUGUGCAGCGUCGGCGCACUGAAGUGGUCCAGCAAGAGCAGCAGCAGCAAGACAAACAGCAGCAAGAGCAGCAGCAGCAGGAGCAGCAGCAGCAACAGCAGGAGCAACAGCAACAGCAGCAGCAGCAACAGCAGGAUCAGGAAGACACUUCGCCCAAGACGCCUCCGGAAGACAUUAUGUGGCUGGAGGUGCGCGAAGACAGACCGACGCCACUGGCGGUAUCUUGUGUUGCUGCUGCUGCAGCAGCAGCAGCAGCAGGAAGCUGCGGACCUCGUGUUCAGCGGCUGCAGCUGCAGGGGGCCCCCACGUUGCUGCUGGAGAUGGAAGGCCCAGAGGGCAGCAGCAGCAGCAGCAACAGCAGCAGCAGCAACAGAGAUUUGCUGCUAGAGUUUUUAGAGGUGUAUGGGCUUCAGCACUUGGCUGGUGCAGUGCGCAGCAAGCUGCAGCAGCUGCUGCAGCAGCGGGGUUGCUGCUGCAGCAGGGGGAGGCUGCAGCAGCUGCUGGGAAGUAGGCCAAGGGUUCAGGGUGUGCGUACAGCAGCAGCAAACUCAGCGGUACCUCCUCAAGCAACAACAGGUGCAGCAGCAGAUGCGGCAGCAGAUGCAGCAGCAGCAGCAGAUGCAGCAGCAGCAGAUGCAGAUGCAGAUGCAGCAGCAGGUGCAGCAGCAGAAGCAGUUGAGAAGAAGGCAGCAACUGACGCAGCAGCAUCACAGCCGCUAGACCUCACGACUAGCAGCGGCUGCAGCAGCCAGAGCAACAGCAGCAUUAUUGCAUGCAGCAGCAGCUGCUGCUGCGAGGAGGAUACAAACAGCGAAGGAGUUCCCGAUUCUGAAGCAGCAGCAGCAGCUGCUGCUGCUGCAACAGCAGCAGCGGAAGCCGCAGCAACAGCUGCGGAAGCAGCAGCCGAAGGGGCAGCAGCAGCAGCUGCAGGAAGCCCUGUGAAUAGUUCAAGCGGAGACGUGUCUGUUGCCGAGCGGGCACGAACUCCUGCUGCUGCUGCUGCUGCUGGCCCUUCGACGGGAGCAGCAACAGCAGCAGCAACAGAAGCAGCAACAGCAAGCCUUUGUAGCGCACAGAGCCUCGGCUCCGUCAAAGAGAGCAGCGGCAGCAGCAGCAGCAGCGGCAGCAGCAACAGCAGCAGCAGCGGCAGCAGCAACAGCAGCAGCAGCAGCAGCAGCAGCAGCCCUUCGUAUAAAAAGGGCGGUAGCAGCAACAGCAGCAGCGGCAGCACCACCGUUGCUGCUGCGUGUACACCUGAGACCAUCACAAGCCCACUGGAUAGCCCUGCUGAUCGCACAGUAGACACCUCGCUCUGCAGCAGCAGCAGCAGCAGCAACACCAACAGCAGCAGCUGCUGCAGCUGGUGUGCCGCUCAUCCGCUGGAGUGUCUGUACAGUUUAGGCCCGGAGUUAUUCUUCACGCCUCGGAGGAGGCCCCCACAGCAGCAGCAGCAGAAGCAGCAGCAGCAGCAGCAUGCGGUACUGCUACAGCAGCGGCGGCAGCGGCUGCUGCUGCACCAGCAGCACCUGCAGCAGCCCCCGUUGCUGCAGCAGCAGCAGCACACGAAUAACUACUGGCAGCCGCGGCCCCCACCAGCCGUCAUUCCUCCUCUGCUCCCUCCCCUCCCCAGCAGCAGCAGCAGCAGCAGCAACAGCAGCAGCAGCAGCAGCAGCAGCAGCAGCAGUUUGCAGGAGGAGGUGUCUCCAGGGGAGUGGGUGCGUUGGGCUGUUGCCUGCGCAGACCUUCAUUACUUCUUACCUUCAGAUAUCCGCAGCAAGCGUCUGCUGCUGCUGCAUGCAGAGACACGAGAGAGGAUUGCUGCUAUCUCUUGGGCAGGGAUUCUGGUUGCUGCUGCUGCUGCUUCUCCUCCUGCUCCUGCUGCUGCUAAGCCAGCUCCUGCUGCUGCAGCAACAGCAGCAGGAAACACCCCUGUUGCAUCCCUCACCACUCAUUUGGCCCGGCCGCCGCUGCUGCUGCCGAAGCAGUUGCUGCUGCUGCAGCAGCAGCGCGCAGCAGCAGCAGCAGCAGCAGCAGCAGCACCGCCAAGGCUGCAACGGACUCCCGUAGAACUUAAAAAAGAAGCCCCUGCAGGUGCAGCAGCAGCAGCAGCAGCAGCAGCACCUGCAGCAGCAACGCCAGCCUACGGCAGCAGCCGCAGCAGCGUCAGUGGUGGCGGUCUGGGCUUGCAGCUAAGCUACUCACCUGCUGCUGCCGCUGCAGCAACAACAACAGCAGCAACAGCAGCAACAGCAGCAACAGCAGCAACAGCUGGCGCACUUGUUCGCAGAGUCGGCAGCAGCGCCAUCCGUAGCGGCAGGAAUAGCUGCAGAGAGACCAGCAGCCGCAGCAGCACCCGCGCGACCUGCAGCAACAGCAGCAGCAGCAGCAGCAACAGCAACAGCAACAGCUGCCGCAAGUUCAGCAACAGCAGCAGCAGCAACAGCAGCAGCUUGUGGGGCGAUCAACGAACGCUGAAGUCUCCUGUCGCAGGGACGGGGCAGGAGAAGUGGAUGCAGGCGAAGCGGCACCGCAUGCAGCAGCAGCAGCAGCAGCAGCAGCAAGAACUGCAGCAGCAAGAACAGAAACAGCAAGAAGAGAAGCAGCAACAGCUUAAGGGUCAGGAUGUGGAUAUGGGGGGAGUGUCGAUAGAUGAAUCGCCGCAGCAGGAGCAGCAGCAGCAGCAGCAGCAGCAGCAGCAGCAUUGCUCCCAAGAGCAGCAAAGCCAGCCGCAACAGCAGCAGAAGCAAUCGCUGCUGCAGCAGCAACAGCAGCUUGCUUGUGUAGCACCUGAUGUUUCUUGCAGCAGCACCAGCACCAGCAAACUUGAGAGCUUCAUAGACCGCAAGGAGCAAAGCCCUGCUGCUGCUGCAGCUGCAGCAGCAGCAGCAGCAGCAGCAACUGCAACAGAAGCAGGUGACACUCAUCGAUGCCUGCAGCGGCCUGCAGAAGGCCCCUUAUUUCAGCAGUCUCCCUCCCACAGCAGCGCAGCAGCAGCAGCAGCACCAGCUGGCCAUAAACGGGAUGAAGACGCAGCAGCAGCAGCAACAGCAGCAGCAGCAGCAGUACAGGAUGGUGAGGUUGUCGCAGCAAGAGGGAAAGAGAAAGCUUCCUUCAACCCUGCAGCAGCAGCUGCUGCUGCUGCAGCUCUUGGUGAGGUCUGCUUAGCAGCAGCAGCUUCAUCGCCAGCUGCAGCAACAACUGCAGCAGCGCCGCAGCAGAUGGGGAGAGGCGAGCAGCCUCAGCAGGCCGCACAUCAAUCAGCUACAGCAGCAACAACACCUAAAACUGCUGCUGCUGCUGCUGCUGCUGUUGCUGCUGUAGAGCAGCAGCAAGUUGAGGUUGAGAGUCUUCCCUCACAAACGGCAGCAGCAGCUGCUGCAGCAGACACAUCAGCAGCAGCACCAGAAGCACCAGCAGCAGCUGCGGAGGCAACAGCAGCAGCUGCAGCAGAAGCAGCAGCAGAGGCUGCAGCAGAAGCGCCAACAGAAGCAGCAGAGGCAGCAGCAGCAGAGGCACCAGCAGCAGCAGCAGAAGCACCAGAAGCGGCAGCGGAAGCCACAGUAGCUGCCGCAGCAGCAGCAGCAACUGCAGCAACAACUGCAGAAGCAGAUUCGGCAUCAGACCGAGCAGUGACAGCUGCAGCAGAAGCCCCACUGCCAAGAGCAGCAGCAGCAGCAGCAGGAAGUGCAGCAGAAGAGGCAGCAGCAACUGCAGCCCAACAGCCUGCCGCAGCAACCGCAACAGCAGCACCAACAACAGCAGCAGACUAUGAGGCGCCGGAUCAGCAGCUGAGUGCAACAGCAGCAGCAGCAGCAGCAGCAGCAGCAGACGGAGCAGUAACAGCUACAGAAGCUGCUGCAGCCCCAGUUGCCUCUCCACGUGUUUCCCCGCUCUCUGCUGCAGUAGAUAUCCGAGCAGCAGAAGCAGCAGUAGCAGAAGCUGCAGCAACAGCAGCAGCAGCAACUGCAGCAGCAGCAGAUCCCUCAUCCCCUGCUGCUGCACCUUCCGACUCCCGCCAGCCCACAGCCGCGCUGUGUGUUGCUGCACAAACCGCAGCUCCGCUACCUGCUGCUGUACCGACAGCAGAUGCAGCAGCAGCAGCAGCAGCAGGAACUGCAGCAGCAGCAACAGCAGCAGCAGAAGCAGCCCAUACGAGGGCCUCGGGCUUCUUCACCGCUGCUGCUCCCACGCCUUCUUCUCCACUGGUAGCAGCUGCUUCGCCGCCCGUAACAGGAGCAGCAGCAACUGCAGCAGCAGCAACUGCAGCAGCAGCAACUGCAGCACAGAGAGAAGCAGCACCGCCCGGCGUAGGGGAGGCUAGCCCACCCACAGCUUUUCUCUCCUCUGCUGCAGUUGCUGCAUAUGAGGCGAAGCUGCUGCAGUCCCCUGCAGAGCAGCAGCAGCUGCUGCUGCAGCUGCAGCAGCAGCCGCAGCAGCAGCAGCAACGUAGGUCGCUCACCCGGAGUUUCCCAUCAGCUCCGCUUACCAGCCGCUUGCUGCCGGAGCAUUUGCUGCAGCAGCAGCAGCAGCAGCAGCAACUGCAACAGCAGCAGCAGCAGCAGCAGCAGCAGCAGCAGCCAUGUCGAACUGUGCAUAUGGCGGGGGAAUUUGGGGAUGCAGCAGCUGCAGCAACAGCAACGGCAGCAGCAGCAGGCAGCAAAUUCCUUUGCAACGCCUACAGCAAGUGUGAGGGUAGCUGCAGCAGCAGCACCAACAGCAGCAGCAACGGCAGCAGCAGUAGUAGCAGCAGCCACUGCAGCAGCAGCAAACAGCAGUUGCGUUGGGCUUCCCUUGGCGUCCGCGAGUUGCGGCGGCUUGUGGGGGCCGACAGCAGCAGCAGCAGCAGCGACAGCAGCAGCAGCAGCAGCAGCAGUGACAGCGACAGCAGCAGCGAUGAAGAGAGCUCAGCAGCAAGAGGAAGCACCAGGAAGUCGUGGGCCGUGCGGCUGCAGCAAACGCGGCAGCUGCAGCAGCAACUGCAGCAGCAGCAGCAGCAGCAGCAGCAGCGUGGCGCCUGCAUUUCUCUUCCUGGGGAUUUCCCCCCCUUUUUUAUUGCUUUUAUUAAUGGUGUUUAUCAAAUCCGUUUGCUGCCGCAGCAGCAGCAGGAGCAGCAGCAGCAACAGCAGCAACAGCAGCAGCAGCAGCAGCAACAGGCCCCUGCGGUCCGUUGCUGGGGUUCGACUGCUACUGCUGCUGCUGCUGCUGCUGCUCGCAGCAGCACAGCUCAAUCCGAAGUGAAUUACGUGAUGACACACAAAGGCCCCAACAGCAGCAACAGCAGCAGGAACAACAGGAACAUCAGCAGCAGCAGCAGCAGCAGCAGCAGCAAGAUGGGUGCUGUGCUGGUGCAGCUACCUUCAUGGUCGCUGCAGCCAGGGCGUAGCGGGGACCGACUGUGGGGUGUGGGGUGCGUGCUUUGGGUUGUGCUGCGUUUUGCUGCUGCAGCAGCAGCAAGUCAGGGCUUUCGAUCGUCGAUGGAGGACAAAGAAAUAAUGAUAGAUAAUUUGCUGCUGAGUUCUUCAAUACCUGUCUCCUUUUACGGUGUAUACGAUGGGCACGGCGGAGGAGACUGUGCGGUGUAUGUGCAGCAGCAGCUACAUCUACAGCUGCAGCAAGCUGUGCUGCGCUGCUGCGGCAGCAUAGAGCUGUCUGCUGCGGUGUAUAGGGAUCUCUGUAAAUGUUUUUCUGAUGCUUUUCUGAAGACAGAUAAAUUAUUUUUAUCUGUCUCUCUACCUCAUCAGGUUAGCGGUAGUGCUGCUGUUACGAUAUUAAUUGUGGGGGGCCUGCUGCUGUGUGCUAACUGCGGAGACAGCCGAGCCUGUCUCUCUCGACGAGGUGCUGCUGUAGAUUUAUCUAGAGACCAUCGGCCUGAUAGAGUUGAUGAAGCUGCACGAAUUGCUGCAGCAGGGGGGCAUGUAAGACAAAGAAGAGUGCUUGGGAGGCUAGGAGUCUCUAGGUCGUUAGGAGACAGGCAUUAUAAGUACGGCUGGGCUGCUGCUGCUGCUUCUCACCAGCACCCCACACCGAGCAGCAGCAGCAGCAGCAGCAGCAGCAUCAGCAGCAGCAGCAGCAGCAGCAAGCAGCUCGUUAUUGCAGAGCCUGAAGUGCGCAGCGUCCUCCUACGACCUGAGGAUGAAUUCGUAUUGCUUGCAUGCGAUGGUCUCUUUGAUGUUAUGAGUAGCCAGGAGGCUGUCUCCUUUGUUCGCAGCAAGCUGAUGCUGCAGCAGCAGCAGCAGCAAGGCUGCUGCAGCAGCAGCGCGCUGCAGGAGGUCGCAGAAGCACUUGUAGCAGAAGCAAUUGAUGGGGCUUCUCAGCAGCAGCAACAGCAGCAGCAACAGCAACAGCAGCAGCAACAGCAACAGCAGCAGCAACAGCAACAGCAGCAGCAACAGCAGCAACAGCAGCAGCAGCAGCAACAGCAACAGAAGCAGCAGCAGUAA
Molecule: messenger RNA, 6693 nt
Organism: Eimeria acervulina
Lineage: Eukaryota; Apicomplexa; Conoidasida; Eucoccidiorida; Eimeriidae
Product: protein phosphatase 2C, putative
Exons: 3
Coding region: 1-6693 (2230 amino acids)
Biological process (GO): protein dephosphorylation
Molecular function (GO): cation binding; protein serine/threonine phosphatase activity
Source: RefSeq, a predicted model, not a curated record